Lodderomyces orthopsilosis Co 90-125 is the source of this 1359-nucleotide messenger RNA. It is a transcript of the gene LAC1, whose product is annotated as Lac1p. NCBI's taxonomy places the organism in Eukaryota, Fungi, Ascomycota, Pichiomycetes, Serinales, Debaryomycetaceae. Gene Ontology annotation, cellular component: membrane. The record is from RefSeq and is a predicted model, not a curated record. Gene Ontology annotation, molecular function: sphingosine N-acyltransferase activity. The transcript has a single exon. The coding region runs from base 1 to 1359 and encodes 452 amino acids. Gene Ontology annotation, biological process: ceramide biosynthetic process.
AUGGCUACACUGACAAAGAUAAAAACCAGGAGAAGUUCUAGUCGACUGGGUGAGACACGUGAAUCAUUCAAGAUAAACACCACUUCUUACAACCUACAGGAAGACGGUGAUGGUUUACUGAAUAAUGUGCAGCAAGACAGCAUCAACGAUGCAGCUGAAGCAGCUCAGGACCAAGCAUACCAUGGAUCACUUUGGGCGAAAGUUGAGAGAAAUCAGAUUCCAUUAUCAAGAAACUUGAUGAUUUUAUUAUACACUUUGAAUCUUUUAAGUUCCAACACCAAUAUUAUCAACUUUACAAACAAAUUUUUACGUUUACAAAACCAGGUCGGGUAUAAUCUGGAAGGCAACCCCAUCUAUGAUAUCCACAUAGAUGAUGUUUAUUUUGUCAUUAAUUGGGUCAUCACUGUUACUUUUCUUCGAUCGUUUUUGAUGAAGUAUUGUUUUGGUCCAUUUGCUGCUAAAUUUUGUCAUAUUUAUUCACGCAAAGCCAAAAUAAGAUUUGCUGAACAAAGUUGGUCGUUUGUUUAUUAUAGUAUUUCAUUUAUUUAUGGGGUUUACUUAUACCUGGAUGCUCCUUACUACAACAAUUUAGAUCAAAUUUAUAUUAACUGGCCUAAUUUUGUCAUGGAUGCUAGGUUCAAGAGUUAUUAUUUGAUUUCAAUGGCGUUUUGGUUACAACAGAUUUUUGUAUUACAUGUUGAAAAACCAAGGAAAGAUCAUUAUCAAAUGUUUAGUCAUCAUAUCAUUACUUGUUGUUUAAUUAUUGGAUCUUAUUAUUACUAUUAUUUCAGAAUUGGUCAUUUGAUUUUGAUGAUUAUGGAUUCAGUUGACAUCUUUUUAGCAGCUGCCAAGAUGUUGAAAUAUGCUGGUAGGUUAGUUGCUUGUGACGCCAUGUUUGUAUUGUUUCUCGUGAGUUGGAUUGGAUUAAGACAUGGGGUUUACAAUUAUAUCUUUUAUCAUGCUUGGCAUAAAUCCGUACAUUUGAUGCAAGACGGUCAAUGUAUGGUUGGAUCUGAUCAGAAAAGAUGCUGGACACCAGGGGUAAUCAAUACGUUUUUGGGUUUACUAGGCGGGCUACAAAUAAUCACAUGUAUUUGGAUGUAUUUGAUUUCAAAAGUUGCUUAUAAAGUUAUUAUUGGAGUUGGUGCUGAAGAUGUCAGAAGUGAUGAAGAUGACACUGAUUUUGAAAAAGAAGAAGAAAAGAAUGGGGAGAUUGAAGAAAACGAAGGUGAGUUUUGUGGGGGUGUGUAUGGUGAUUAUGAACAAGGGGAAAAGGAAACGGAUGUUGAGACUAAAAAAACUGAUAUUGUUAUAGAUGUCAAAAGUGAAGUUAACAUACACGGAAAUGAAGAUGAAUGA